This is a messenger RNA of Helianthus annuus (common sunflower), 621 nucleotides long. RefSeq lists its product as uncharacterized. NCBI's taxonomy places the organism in Eukaryota, Viridiplantae, Streptophyta, Magnoliopsida, Asterales, Asteraceae. The record is from RefSeq and is a predicted model, not a curated record. The transcript has a single exon. The coding region runs from base 1 to 621 and encodes 206 amino acids.
AUGGAUCUCCCACCUUUGAGUUUGGUUACUCCAAAGGUAAUUAGACAAGGCGACCCAUUAUCUCCGUUCCUUUUCCUAGUGGUUAUGAAAGCUCUUUCUAGCAUUCUUUACAAAGCUGGGAGGGAUGGGUGGUUUAAAGGUAUUAAAACGCCUAAUAAUGGACCGAUUAUCUCGCAUCUUUUUUAUGCGGACGACGCUCUUUUAAUAGGGGAAUGGGAUAAGGAUAACGUUUUGAGCGUGGCGAGAUGUUUGAGAAUUUUUUAUCUGUGUUCGGGCCUAAAAAUCAAUUUACAUAAAUCUAAUUUAUACGGGAUGGGGGUGGAAGAUGACGAUAUUAAAGAUAUGGCCAAGGUGGUGGGAUGUAAUACGGAUAACAUCCCUCUUUCUUACUUGGGGAUUAAGGUGGGGGCUAAUAUGAAUAGAAUAAGUAAUUGGACAUCGAUUGUUGAGGUUUUUGAUAAAAGGCUGUCGGUUUGGAAAGCGAAAUCAAUAUCAAUGGGAGGGAGACUAACCCUAAUUAACGCAUUGUUGGAAAGCCUCCCUAUCUACUACUUGUCGCUGUAUAAAAUUCCUGUUGGGGUCAUUAAGAUGUUGGAAGCAAAAAUGAGAAAAUUUCUCUAG